Messenger RNA from Closterium sp. NIES-67, 2911 nucleotides. The record is from the annotation of a GenBank genome assembly. NCBI's taxonomy places the organism in Eukaryota, Viridiplantae, Streptophyta, Zygnematophyceae, Desmidiales, Closteriaceae.
CUCUCCUGUAAUAAUCGUUGCCCUAUCCCUUCAAACCCAUCCCAUUCCUCCACGCCUCCGCUUCUUUCCUCAUCAGCUCCCAGGUGAUUGAUGCUUGUACCCUGGCUCUUUCGUUCAAUUCCCUACAAGGCUUUUGUUUCAGGCGUUUUGUCCCUUGAGCCGGGACGGGACGGAGGUCGUUCCGUAGGUACAAAGAUUGCUGCUUCCGAGUUAGGCCGUGCGGCUUUGUAAGGUGUAACUGGACUGGGAAUUCUGCUCUUUUAUCAACGAGAUAGAGGUCUCCUGGCGGUGAUUUUUUUUUUUCGUUGAAGCUGUUUUCCGUGUGGCGUCUUGAAGCAACCUGAACGGAAGGGGUUGGCUAGGUCAGGCUGAAGCGAUGCUGCGAAAUCGCGAAACUUCGCAGACGUACGGCGCGACGUUCGUGCAGCAAUUCGCGAACGCCGAGGACGACCUCGACCACAGCAGGGCAUCCGGGGGUGGAGCCGCCGGCACCGGGGGAAGCGCCGGCAUCGGCGGCGCCGGCGGCGGUGGCGGUGGGGGAAGAGUCACCGCGUCCGGCGCCAUAGAGCUUAGCGUAAGAAGCGGAGAGAAGGACGAUAAGGACUCGGAUAGAGAGGCCGAGGGCGCGCCGUCCUCGCGGUCGCACCAUGGGAAGAGCCGAGGUGCGGACUGGACGAGAGAGGUAGCGAGAGACAUGGGCCGCGAUUGGAAUAAGGAGAGGGAGUGGGGCCGGCAGCCCGCGACCUCGUCCGCAGGCGGGGACAGGACAGCGGGGGGUGCGGCGGGAAACGCGACGGGAGGUGCGGCGAGAGAUGCGGCGGGAGAUGCGGGCCGGGAGAAACCUCGAGUGGUGGACGAUACGCUGGAAGACGACGAUGAUAGUCCAGCCGACCCUGAGGUGCUCUCUAGAUGGAAGUACGGCACCCCAACAUCCGCGUGGUAUGCCACGCGGUUUAAUAAGCGCAGGCGGAAUCCCUGGGCAACCGGCGGGCACGGGGCCGGCGGUAAGAGCGGACGGGGAGGGAUUUUAAGCUUUUCACUUAGCGCGGUGGAUUUGGGGUUGCUGCUGCUGUUGGUGCUGCUGCUGGUGUACGUUCACGAGCAGGACCAUCGCGCGUGCGACGUGUUUAUCGGCGACCUCGAGUUUUUAAGAAAGCAGCUGUUUCACUGUAGAGCGGAGAGUUUCGACUUAAAGAAGCAGCUCAAUAACGCGUAUCGCGGGCGCACGUGGUCCGCGUGGCAGCACUGCGGCGCCAGUGCGGCCCAAAUGUCCGCCUAUUACAACUACACUCCCGGCAGCACGUGCCCGCCUGUAACCGUCUCUGUUACCAGCGGGGCUAGCGUUGGUUACGGCGCUCCUGGAAGUGGUAACCAGCCCCACAACCCGCGGAUUUCGCAGCCGCCGCAGCAGCAACUCCAGGGAGAAUCUCACCAGCAGCAGCAGCAGCAGCAGCAGCAGGCGCAGCAGCAGUCGGAUCAGCAGUCCGGGUUGCAGCGCCAGUCGUGGGAGCUCCCUCCGAGCUCCAGACUCGACGAGGCUCUGCUCUUCGACGCUCGAUGCCUCGACCUCCCUCGCCGCGCCUGCUUCUCCGACUCCCCUUUCCUCUCACCCUCCACCGCCGCCACUACCGCCGCCGCCGCUGGCGCUGGCGCUGUUGGCGCUGCCGGCGCUGCAGGAGCGGCGGAUUCGGGGGGUGCCGCGGACGGUUCAGGGGGGGAGGAAUCUGUUGAGCCGCCGUCGCGGGAAGCCGCGAGGUGGAGCAAUCCCGAGGCGAAGCGCAUCGCGUGGGAGAUGUACGGCCCGUGCCGGGACUUCGAGUGCCUCAUGCAGCAGGAGGACGACGCCGAGAGGGCGUGGGGUGGGGGUGGUGGCGGAGGGGUUGGGGAUGAGAGGAGGGGGAACGCGGCAGGGGAGGGGACGGUGGGGGGGUUGGAAGGGGCAGAGGCGGAGGGCUUGGAGAUUGGACGGCUGGGAUUGCCUCCUGCAGUGCGCGGAUGUUUGGUUUCGUGUUUCAAUUUGUCGAGGGCCAGGGAGAGGGGUGCGCGCGGCGCUUACGGGGGAUACGGUGGAUAUGCGGAGGGCUCAGGGUUUAAUGCACAGACAACGCCAACAGCACCAGGGGGGGCGGCAGCUGGUGCUGCUGCUAUAGCAGGGGCAAAUGCAGCCGGAGGUGGAGCAGCAGCGGAGGCGGUAUCAUUGGGAUGGGGGAUGGAUGCGGUGCUGGCAGUGAAAGCACCUGGGGGCAUCAGAGUCGGGCUAGACAUCGGAGGGGGCACGGGGAAUUUCGCAGCACUCAUGGCCGAGCGGGGCGUUACGGUGGUUACCACUGCGUCCAACCACGGCGCCCCUGUUAUGGAAGUGCUGGCGCACAGAGCGCUCCCAGCGCUCCACCUCCCUCUCACCGCCCGCCUCCCCCUGUUUGACUCAUCCUUGGGUUUGAUCCACUGUGCUUUUUGGCCGUCGGUGCUUGCCCAUCCGCCCGUCCUGGAGUCUGCUCUGUAUGACUGGGACCGGGUGCUUCGCCCCGGGGGGUUGGUGUGGCUGGAAAGGGUGCCUUUCUCCCGGCCGUUGAUCCGGAAGAUCCUGGCUGUUGCCGAGGUGGCGCAGUGGAAGAAGGUGAAGUGGACGAAGAUGGGGGUUGGUGGGAGUGGAGGGAGUGGAGGGGGGAGUGGUGAACGAGGGGCUUUGUUGCUGUAUGUGUUGUUUGAGAAGCCCAUGAAGAGAGUACAGGAGGAGAGGAGGGCAAUUGCUGUAAUGAGUUAAAAGUUAAGGGAGAUGUUGAGUGUUAUGUGGUGUGUGAGACAUGCAUCACAUCGCGGCAUAUAAGGGCUAUUGUGUUGAUUUGCCAUGGUGCUGUUGCAUCCAAGCUUGUUUUGUGUUUGUGCCAAUAAAUCAAUAAUGUGGCAGUUU